GGUGCAGUCAUCUACUGGCCUGCCGACGUGGCGGGGCGGAAAAGGAGCCGCUGGUGGCACUAUACGGAUCACCAUGUCCCAGACUGAUGCAGACCCCUCUGCUGACAUCACUCCUUCACCCACCCAGCCCCCUCACACAGACCCUGGCCUCUGUCAGGAUGUCCCAGCAGCCUUUGCACUGCCAUCAGGCCCUCUGCAGCCUCCUUUGAUCCCUGAGAGUUUCAACCUCCCACAAUCCACCACUGAGGAGAUGACCACAGAGGACACCACCACCAUGACUAGCGCUUCAGCAUGUCCGACUGACCAACCAAAGCCUGCCCCUGAGGGUCAGGUGAUCAUAUGUGACCAACCAGUAAGCCUGGAGCCAAACGAAGAGGCUGCAGAGGAGGAUUUGGAGCGGUCACUUCAGGAGAAAGAAAAAGGUUGGGGAGGUUGGAGUUCAUGGGGAAAAUCUCUUCUGAGCAGUGCCACUUCCACAGUGGGUCAGAGCCUGACCUCAGUUAAAACAAAGGCAGGAGAAGCUCUGCGUCUCCACAGGACCUCAGUAGGAGAGGAGGCACAAGAAGACGAGGAGGGAGCAGAGGAGGAGAAGAAAGAGGGAGGAGGUGAAAGUGGAGAGACUGAGCUGUCCAGCUCCGGGGAGCAUAGUGUUAGUGCUGCAGCCUCUGGCAGGGGAGUCUUCUCUACGAUCACACACGCUGUGCAGAACACAGGUAAGUCAGUGAUCAGUGGAGGUUUGGAUGCCUUGGAGUUUAUUGGAAAGAAGACCAUGACUGUUCUUGCUGAGAGUGACCCGGGUUUCAAAAAGACCAAGACCCUGAUGCAGAAGACUGUAUCACUGAGUCAGAUGUUAAAGGAAGCCAAAGAGAAAGAGCGGGCCCGUCUGGGCAACCAUCCAAUCAGUGCACCCACAGCUCACUACGGUAUUCUGUUUGACGACUACCAGGGCUUGUCACACCUUGAGGCCCUGGAGAUCCUGUCCAAUGAGAGUGAGGCCAAGGUCCAAGCCUUCCUCUCCUCCCUGGUGGAAGAGGAGCAGGAGGAGGUGAAGAAGGAGCUGAUUUUCAUUAAGAAUAUCUUCAUCAAGCAAGAGGAAGGCGAGGAAGAGGAAAAAGACAAAGAGAAGGAGGAGGAGGAAGAAGGAGGAGGAGGACAGACGAAGGAUAACGGUGAUCUUAGUUCCCAAUUACACUGUUCUACCUCCCUGUCGGCCGAUGGCGAGGAGUUUGUGAGCGUUCUCACUGAGCUGCUGUUUGAGCUUCAUAUUGCUGCAACGCCAGACAAACUCAACAAGGCUCGGAUGAGGGCCCAUGAUUGGGUGAGCGCGGUGGAACAGCCUGUCACUACGGAGACGGUUGACAGGGAAACGCAGGACCAGCCGGCAGGAGAGGCCUCACCUGGAGAGAAGGAAAUGGAGGAGAAGAAGAAAAAUGGAGAGCAGGGGGAGGAGGUGAAGGGAGAAGAGGAAGAAAAGGAGAAAGAGAACGACCCCAGAUCUGUAGAGGCUGUGUACCUGUCAUCAGUCGGCAGUCUGGCAGAAGUGACCGCUCGCAGUAUUGAGCAGCUCCACAAGGUGGCAGAGCUCAUCCUCCACGGCCAGGACCUGGAGAAACCAGCGAGAGACCAGGCACACAUCCUCGCCAGGUUGACAUGUGCCAUGUGUAAGGAGGUGGAGUGUUUGGUCAAGAAGUUCUCUGAUACACUGCUUCUUGUUGGGGGUCAGAGGAAAGCAGAGGAGUUGAAUCCGCUGGUAGAUAAUGUGCUGUUAGAGGGCUCUAACUGUACAAACUACAUUGAGAAUGCAUUGCAAUUGCUGCUGCCCGUCCUGCAGAUCUCCCACAUCCAGAGCCAGCACUGUCGAUCUACCACAGAACCAGCAGUACAGACACAGCACUAACACACACACACUCACACGCUACAUGCUCACCUGCUUGUCUUAAUGUAUCUAUUGUUGUACAGAAAAUUAUAGAGAAUGGAUUAUUCCAGAUUAAAUGCUUAAAUCUAUAUUCGACGCCAUAGAAACAGGCAGAAGAUGUUUUAUACAUACAUAAUAUAAUCUUAACGUUUAAAUGACCCACAUGCAGGUUGUAUGUGUGAAUCUUCCACAUUGUAUCUCUGAAUGUUAUUUUGACUGAGUUAAUGUUUUGCUUUGAGGAACCAAAUGUUAUUCAGAGAUAAUUCAAGCUCAGCUGUGACUCAUUCUAUCUGACAAAACCAAGAUGUCUCUGUAUCGUCUCCAAAAAUUGAACCAAAAAUGACGUGACUCUCUAUUAAUGUAUAUUAAGCUUUCUUUGCACUCUUAAGGUCCUUUGUUAUUUCAAUGGAAAGUGCAUUAACUAACGCUAGUGACAUUUUUUAUGUUAAAUUAUGUGACGUAAUACUACCUUUAUAUUUAAUGCUUAUCUAGUUUGAUUUGACAGAAAAAUCAGAUUUUCAUACUUUGAAUUGCAAAAUAUUCAGUUAUACUUCUCCCUUAUUGUGUAUAUUGAAGAUAUAAUGUAGGUGAAUCAUCUCUAAUUAUGUUUUGUGCUGCUACAUUUAAAAAGUAUAUUUCAGCAUUUUGGGAAAUUUGCUUAUUCACUUUUGUGCUGAGAGUUAUUUGACAAUAUUGAGACCACUCUCCAUCUGAUGAUCAAUAUGAACUUACAGCCAGCAGCUUGUUAGCUUUGCUUAGCACACAGACUAGUAACAUGUUACAUGUUACUAGGUAGUCUGGCUCUGUACAAAGGUAGCAAAAUUAUCGUCAUAUAUUGAUUAUAGCCGCUUCAAACGUGUACAUUGAUUAGUGAGCUUUAAAGGUACUGUUACCUUUGGGCACAGUCAGGCUAGCAGUUUUCUCUGUUUCCAGUUCUAAUGCUAAGCUAACUGGCUGCUGGCUUGUCAGCUACAUGUUUACCGUACAGACAUGAGGGUGGUAUCGAUCUUACUCUUGGCAAGAAUAAAAAUGAGAGUAUUUUCAAAAAUGUCAACAAAAUGACAUGGCAUGCCCUCUGUUGGAGUCCGAACACCUUGAAGAAGUCUUGCCCUCCAGAAUAAAGUAAUUAAUUAAUACUGUUUUUGCCAGGUUCUAGAUAACCUUUUGCUCCCCAAAGGAAUAGUGUAUCUCAACCAUUUUCCACACAAUCAUUUUUUUCCGGGGGCAUGAACCCCCCCCAUUUGAUAAUAAAAUGCCUAAAAAUCUGUACAUCUGGAAAAAACUUGAUAGUUGCCAAGGAAAAGAAUCAUCCUGUGGAGCCUACAUGCUUUUUUUUUUAUAUAUAAUUGUUCGCUAACUUUCUACAUCAUUCUGAAACCAGAACACAACAAAUGUUGAGGAUGACUCAUUUUCACUCCUGCCCCAGUUAAGUUGCAUAACACAUUUUUUGUUACACUAUGCUGGAGUAGUUCACAUAAUUAAUGUUUAGCUGAAAAAUCUGCUACAUUUGAAUCCAUCCCAUAAUAAUUUUGCUGCUCUUAUUGCAAAUUAAGAAUCCCCAACAAUGCCAAGUAAAUCUUCAAUACUCUGAAUUGACUAUUAGGCCAACGAAAAAACAUUUACUAAAUUAUAUUUAUUUAAAAUAAAUGAUUUAGGGCUUUUGAAAAUAAUUUGGUGGCUGGAGACACCCCCCAUCCCCACCCCCACCCCGGCUCCGUCCCUGUCUCCAACCACCUGUGGAUUUUCUGCAGCAAUCCUAAGGUGCUUGAGCAUCUGUUUUUUAAUAUCCAGUGUUCAAUGGCCUCUUAGCUUCUAGCCAGUAGAUCUCUGGGAGAGACAAAGUACUCCCUUCCCCUCCUUUACUUCUGCUUCUUCCCUUUUAGAGAUGCACUGAUCCAUGCAACAAAAAGAAAUGAGGAAAGAAAAUAUCUGUCAUAAUGUUUUGGCUGCUUUCAGCUAUAUCCAGAUGGGGUAAGGCCGUUUAUCAACCUUGCUUCUGCCUUAGGAUAUACAGUUAUUUGUAAUGAUAAAUCUUUGGGAGGCAAGUCAUUGAUUUAGGUUUGGACAGUUUACUAAUAAAAUGCCCUAAGACUGUUUGAGGAUGAGAUGUUGAAAAUACACAAGUUUUAACCAUC
Messenger RNA from Perca flavescens (yellow perch), 4050 nucleotides. RefSeq names its product family with sequence similarity 114 member A1 (gene fam114a1). The coding region runs from base 74 to 1897 and encodes 607 amino acids. Lineage: Eukaryota; Metazoa; Chordata; Actinopteri; Perciformes; Percidae. The record is from RefSeq and is a predicted model, not a curated record. The transcript is spliced from 13 exons.